AUGCCGCCAUCCAGAGAGUUGGACCGGUUGGCCGGCAAGACUACCGAACGGGAUCGCAUCCCGUUGUUCGAUUGCAGGAAGAUUUUCCCUCUUGAUUCCAGCACGGAAAGUAUCCGUGCGGAGGAAGAGUUCUUCACCGAUGCGUUCUUCAAGCAUCGGUGGUACAAUGGUAGCCGUGUUCUAGACGGCAUAGCCUUGGUGCAGGGAUGGAAUGCCCAUAUCCACAACAUCGAGUGUAUUGGCCGUGAGGCCUGGCUCGCCAAACUUGAUGCAGCUCGCAUCAGGUUUGAGAAACGCAACCCAGUCGGGGCGCGAUACAAGUUGCACCGGCUUUCAAGAGAGGCAGGAUUACCAUGUCUCUCGUGGGGUGAUUCGUGUCCAGGUUACCUGGACAACUCGAAACGUGCCUCUAUGGAGGCCUACCUCCCUAAUGAUCCCAACUGGAGAGCGCGCAUCUCUUCCGAUAUAGCUGAAGGGAUUGAAACCUUGCAACCCCUGUACUCGCGUUCGGGGAGGUCGUUUUCCAACGGCCCUUCUUCAAACGCAGCGGGUGGGUCUCGUCGUACUGCUCGACGAGACCAAGGACAUCAAUAA
Peronospora matthiolae is the source of this 594-nucleotide messenger RNA. Lineage: Eukaryota; Oomycota; Peronosporomycetes; Peronosporales; Peronosporaceae. The record is from the annotation of a GenBank genome assembly.